Messenger RNA from Felis catus (domestic cat), 3730 nucleotides. RefSeq names its product cadherin related family member 4 (gene CDHR4). Bases 769 to 3189 code for a protein of 806 amino acids. Gene Ontology annotation, molecular function: calcium ion binding. NCBI's taxonomy places the organism in Eukaryota, Metazoa, Chordata, Mammalia, Carnivora, Felidae. The transcript has 18 exons. Gene Ontology annotation, cellular component: plasma membrane. Gene Ontology annotation, biological process: homophilic cell-cell adhesion. The record is from RefSeq and is a predicted model, not a curated record.
GCAACACAGAGCCUGAUGCACGGCUCAAACCCACAAAGCCAUGAGAUCAUGACCUGAGCCUAACCAAGAGUUGGACACUUAACCGGCUAAGCCACCCAGGUGCCCCCAGCUCAAUAAAUGUUAAAGUCUGUAGACACUUAUGCAUCUGUCACCUAGAUCAAGGUAGAAACUGUCCCCAGCUCCUCCAAGAGGCCACUUUGUGCCCCCUCCAGUUGAUAUCCCCCCCCCCACAUAACCACUAAUUUGAUUUAUAUCACCAAGGAUUCUUUUUGCUUCUUGAAUGUAGACAACUUUUAAGAGAUUUUGUUGAUGGCUGGGCUCAGAUUUUGUAGACAGAUAAUGUUUUAAUGGUGAGGGGAAGUGGGCAACUGGGGCUUGGACUCUGUGGGGUAGCAAAUCCUGAGCCCAGUUUUCCUGGGUGCUGUGCUUGUGCUGUCUCCAAGGACUGCAUGACUGAGACUUACUUCCCUGAACCUCAGUUUCCCUACCUGAAAUUUGAUCCUUUUCCCCUAACAUUUCCUUUGGGUUGUAGUAAGAACGGAGGGAUUCAUCAGAAGCAGUGAAACCUGGGGUUGUCCAGAUCUCUUAAUGCCUGCCUGGAGUCUAGAGCUCAAGUCACCAGGGAUGGGCGGAGCUAGAAUCUGGGAGGCUCAGGAGUGCAGCCUGCCCAGCUGUGUUUAAGCGACUCACCUGACAACGGGGUGAGCCUGACAACGGGGUGAGCUGGUCUUCUGGAGUCUCCUCUGCUGUCUGCGUCUUGAGGCCACUAUGGCACUGCUCAGGAUCCUGACGCUUCUGCUUGCUCUGACUGUCUCUGAACUCCACUGCCUGCCCUGGUUCAUAAAUGUCUCUGAGAGCCAGGGACCCGGCACGAUCCUUCAGUCCUUCUCCUUCAACUGCACUUCUCACAUGCCCACCCUGCAGUUGGUCCAUGUGCAGCCACCCACCACCUUCUUCAACCCACCCAGCCUGACCAGGUGGCAGGGGAUCUAUGUGGGCAUGGUGACCUUAAGCAGCUCGGCCCGGCUGGAUGCUCUAUCGGUGAAUCACUAUAAGCUGCAGCUGCGGUUCACAUGCGGCAACCAUGUGAUGGAGGGACCACUCUCUGUGGAUGUGCGGCGGGACCCUGGUCAUAGUGCAUGUGCUGGCCGAUUUGCCAGCCCAGCUGGAGAAAUCAUUCAGGUUCUGGAAACAGUCACACCUGGGGCCAGACUGUACACUCUGCUGCUGCCAGGCCUGGAAGUCCAGCGUGCCCAGAUAAAUAUCAUCAGUGCCCAGGACCCUCCAUACUUUCCUGGACCUUUCUCCAUCAAUGGUCAAGGUUGGCUGCUGGUGCCAUCCCAGGGCCUCAAAGGCCAGGCUGAAAAGGUCUUCCAGCUUCAGAUUUUGGUGACUUUUGGACAAAAUCGAAGCUGCCUUGGGAUGCUCAAAGUGAAAGUUUUGCCUGUUCCCUCCAGCCUGAUCUCUUUCCUGAAGCAAGCCUCGAAUAUCACCAUCCUGGAGGACCUGCCCCCCGGGGGUAAGGUGGUUCAGGUCCGGGCCCGGGGCUUCGACGUGCGCUACGAAAUCCUCUCCCCGGUGCCCUGCCCCCUCUUCUCCAUCGGACGUGCCGACGGUGUGAUUCGCACCACCGCGCCUCUGGAGUUAGCGCAGGCCGCGGGCGCGGCGGUCACUAGACUGCGAGUGAAGGCCUACGAACGGCUCAGGCCGUGGGCCAGCGUGGAGCUCGAGCUCACGGUGAACGUGCGCUCGGUCAACCGCUGGCCUCCGCGCUGCCUCCCAGCGAUGCUGGUGACUCAAAUCCCCGAGACCACGCCGGUGGGCACCGUGCUGAACACCUUCACUUGUGCUGAUCCAGACUCUCCCGGCUCCAUCCUCGACUACCAGCUGCAGUUCCACAGCCCUCCUGGCUCAGCUAGCCUCUGCCUUCGAGACAGGGUCCUGGAGGUGAAUGCCACACUGGACUGUGAUGCUCGUGGGGCCUGCUUUCAGCAUGCAGCCUCCAUCCUGGUGCUCGAUGGUGGUCAGCCCCUGAUGACCACUGAAGUGCCAGUACUGGUGAUGGUGACUCCUGUGAACGAGUUCUCCCCAGCCUGUGUCCCACACAAGUUCCGGAUCCGGGAAGAUGCAGGGCCCCACACUCUGCUGGGCUCUGUGGUGGGCAUGGACAAGGAUUACCCACACAACAACAUUGAAUACUACAUCUCUGGCGGGCCUACCAUCUUUUCUGUGGACCGUCUCAGUGGGGAGGUUCAUCUCCUGGGAUCUUUGGACUAUGAGCUGCAGACAUUAUACAGGCUCAAUGUCCUGCUGAUUGACUAUGGCCAAGACCAGGACCCCACUCACCACCGCUCUGGUUCCUGUACAAUUACCAUUGAGGUUGAGGAUGUGAACGACCAUGCCCCGGAAUGUCAGCCUCCAUUUCAGGAACUCACCAUCUACGCUCUCCUGGGCCAUAGUGUGGAGGUGACCAAGGUGUCAUGUUGGGUUCCUCAGGAGCCACAGCGUCUGGCCUUCUCCUACAGCAUUGUGGGAGGGAAUAGUCAGAGCCGAUUCAGCCUGCAAGGAGCCACCCUGGUGUACAACAACAUCUUGUUGGGGCCUCUCUGGCCAGAGCAGUUCUAUACUUAUGAGCUGUUGAUCCGUGUGGCCGAUGCAGGUCCCUCCAUCCCCCACCUCAGUACCACAGCCACCGUCAGUGUGCAUCUAAUUCCCUGGAGCGCCAGCACAGUGGCCACCCGCACCCACAGAUCCACAGUGCCUUCAGUGAUGACACCCCUGCUUGUGACCGACACAGAGGCUUUCUGGCAGCCGGAGCCCUGGUUUGUGGUGGUGCUGACAGUGACCAGCGCCCUCUUUGUCUUGGCUCUGGGCUGGCUCCUCCUCAGGCUCUUCCAGGGGUUGGUCCAGAUGCAUCAGACACCAAGCAAACCAGCCCAGGCUUUGCUACUAAACGGCAUCCAGGGAACUGAGGAGUCCAUUCAGGGGUUCAUGGAGGCACCGAGAAUGGAGAUGUCCCAGGCACCCAGCAGUGUCGACCUGAGCUUGCAGCACUUUGAUGGCAGAGCACAGGACUCCCGUGAGUCCCCCUUUUCCCAAACUACUCUUCACCUGGGUCCACUUUCUAUCCUUACCCCAUCUCAGCGUCUCCUCCUACCACCAGGCAUCCACUAUCUACUCUUUCCCUGAAUGGGGUCUGUUCUCACUCCAAUGUUUCUCAAACAUCUGUUGGGCCAGAAGGUGACUCAGACCUGGUCUGGUUCCUGCCCAUGGCAGAAGCGGUGGUGAGGGGAAAGGCCCCCAGAUAUUACAUUGUCAUCAGUGAUUUAUGGCAGAUUAAUCUGGCACUGGGCUUAGGGAAGCUGGUGUUCAGUUUGGGGAAAUCAAGGAUGCUUCCUGUGCAUUUGAGCUAGACCUCACAGGAUUGCUGAGAAAGGAGGGAAGGGACAAGUUGGAUCAAGCAGAAGGAGGGUCUCACCAAGGGUUCUGGAAUGUCUUCCCCUACCUUUAAGGGAAGGAGGCUGUUCUGCUGAGUCCAGCAGUGCCCUCUCUCCCUCCUGACCGUUUGAACUCAGGCACAGGCAGAGAUUACCUGUUCAACACGCUCACAGGAGCCCGGCGCUGGCUCUGAAGCCAAGAAGCUGCUUCACUGUUUGUGGAAUUUUUUCUUCCCAUGAUCAUGCUGCUGAGUUUUUAAGUUGAUUCAAUAAUAAACAAAAUUACAAAAGAA